AUGGAUUUCUGCAAUUUCCACCCAUUUCCAAGACUCCCGACCGAGCUUCGGGUCCAGAUUUGGGAGACAUGCUUGCGCCCGUCUCAACGACACCGACCUGGUUUGCACUACUGCACGAUUGGUAACGACAGGAGACUCGUACCCCUAAGCUGGGGCAAGUUCACCCGGUUGGAGAAACAUAGUCGAGCCAGCCCAGACCACAGAUCGGCCUGCCUAUGGCAUGCAGGGCUCUGGGCGGCUUGUAAAGAGUCGCGGUCCGUUAUCAUGGAACAUUACCAGCUCAAGGAGUGGAACGAGUAUCUGGAGAUAGGCCCGCCGAAAAGGAGCGUUCCGGAGUACUACUACGCUGAUGGGGGUAGUAGAAAAGAGAUCCUCCCUCCAUCAAUGAUCACUGUACGCGAAGGCCACAAUGAGUCGUACCUCACAGUUUACCCUACUCGGGACAUCUUCUGCGUCACUUCCGAUAGCUGCGAAUCAGCUUUUUGGUCAGGAGAAAGGAGGAAUAUCAAUCACAGCCUCCAUUAUGCCACCACUACCUCCAGAUCAUUGGGUGUGCAAAAUUUCGCCGUGGAGUUCGACCCUAGUUGGAACCGUUUCUUUCCAGACAAGAUCUACACUUUGAAGGAGGAGAGGUCUGCCCGAGGUUACUUGGCGAGGAUGCUUGAGGACCUAGCGGGUUGUUUAUUUUGGACGAAACUAUGGCUUAUCGACAAGCAUGUCCGUUGGUCCGCAUCCCCUGGCAAGGAGGUUGGCCCAGUAUUUUACGAUUAUGACUGCGAGUACGUUCAAAUCGACGUGUCCGAUACCCUUCCUGAUCCCAACAGUGGGGCGAACGAGAGCCCCGUGGCAUGCUUCAUACGAAGGCUUGGAGAAUUGGGAGAUAGGGAUUACACGGGGCGCUACAUGCUUGCUGUGGACGAUGAAGCCGACCCAGGUUUUUGGGCAGAAGAGCCCUCCCCCUUCUUGGUUAAGGAGUGGGUUAGGAUCUUGGUUCGCCGAGACAACCAGGUCACCGGCGGUAUCGAUGGGUUAAUUCAGAGUAUGAGUUCUGGGAGGGACAUUGAGUCGACUUAG
Fusarium vanettenii 77-13-4 is the source of this 1074-nucleotide messenger RNA. RefSeq lists its product as uncharacterized. The transcript has a single exon. Lineage: Eukaryota; Fungi; Ascomycota; Sordariomycetes; Hypocreales; Nectriaceae. Bases 1 to 1074 code for a protein of 357 amino acids. The record is from RefSeq and is a predicted model, not a curated record.